AUGCCCUCUCCGAUGCAAUCGCCUGUUUCGCACAACAAAAAGUCGUCCAUAUCUUCCUUAAAGGGGAAGACGGCCGCCGCAUAUUUGUCUGCACUUGCCGAGGCUGAUGCCAAGUCCCGGGCUCGUCUCCAGCAGCAACAGCAGAAUGCGCAAUUGCCCACCCCCACGCCAACUCCAGCAAUGUCCCUCUCCUUUCUGUCCGCGUCUUCGGAUAAAUCAUCAGCAUCAACGAGGUCAUCCCAGUAUGAUACUUCAACCAACCAGACUUCACUUAUUGAUGAGGACGAACUGAUUAACGAUAAAUCUGGUCUUAUCAUGCCCAUUGAGCCCCCUACCUCAGCCCAGGUGUUCAAGACUGUACAUGCGGAAUUCGGUCAUUGCGACAAUGAAGCAUAUAGACACACUUCAUCACAUCCUGCUGGCGUCCCACUUCCCAAUGUGGAACACCAAGACCCCCCGUAUUAUAUCCUUCUCUCAACAUACAUUAGUUAUUUGUUCUUAAUUUGCCUGGGUCACCUUCGCGAUUUCUUUGGUAAACGCUUCCGUUCGCAUGCUUAUGCGCACUUGAUGCCUCACAAUGGUUACGCAGCCCUCAACUCGGACUUUGACUCGUUCUAUACUCGCCGUCUGAAAGCCAGAAUGGAUGACUGUUUUUCCCGGCCAGUCACUGGUGUCCCUGGUCGAACGAUCGCUCUCAUUGACCGCGCCUCAGAUGAUUUCAACCUCACCUUUCAAUCCACCGGCACCCUCACUCGCGCUUUAAACGUGUCCUCAUACAAUUAUCUUGGGUUUGCACAGGCCACUGGUGGGUGUGCGGACGCAGUGGAGACCUCCAUUCACAAAUACGGCAUGUCGGCCACAGGGAGUCGCCUUGAAGUGGGGACUUUGGAUUUGCACAUUCAGGCCGAAGCACUCGUGGCGAGGUUUGUAGGCCAGGAAGCGGCAACCAUCAACUCGAUGGGCUUCGCGACCAACUCGACGACUUUGCCAGCUAUUGCAGGCAAAGGGUCUUUGAUCAUCUCUGAUGAGCACAAUCACGCUUCGAUCAGGUUCGGUGUGCGCAUCAGCGGAGCGUCCGUUCGCACGUUCAAGCAUAAUGAUAUACGCGACCUCGAGAAUUUAUUGCGAGAGGUGAUUAGCCAAGGCCAGCCUAGAACCCAUCGGCCAUGGAAGAAAAUUCUUGUGGUUGUCGAGGGCCUUUACAGUAUGGAGGGAACCAUGGCGAACUUGCCUGCUCUGAUUGAAUUGAAACGCAAAUACAAGUUCUACCUAUAUGUUGAUGAGGCCCACUCCAUUGGGGCUCUGGGUUCACAUGGACGCGGAGUCUGCGACUAUUUUGGCAUUGAUCCCAAAAAUGUCGAUAUCCUUAUGGGCACGUUUACCAAGUCCUUCGGCGCAGCCGGGGGCUACAUUUCAGGCUCCAAAGCUCUCAUUGACUGUGUUCGCGCUCGCAUUCAUGCAUCUUCCUACGCUGAGGCCAUGUCACCGGCCGUCUUGACUCAGAUCAUAUCUAGCAUGGGUUCCAUUAUGGGCAUUGCGUCUUCCAAUUCCCCAUCCGUUUCAUUACCAACUGGUGACGGGCUACCUAUCAGCGAGGUCGAAGACCCCUUCGCCUACACAGGUCCCUCACCCCCUUCACUUGUUCCUGCAUGGCUGAAUCUCCCCCAAGAAAUGCGUGACGGAUCCGAAGGUCGUGAACGUCUCCGCCGCCUCGCUUUCAACGUCCGGUAUCUUUCUCGUGGCCUCAAGAAACUAGGAUUUAUCACCUACGGGCACGAAGAUUCCCCUAUCAUCCCCAUGCUUCUUUUCAAUCCCGGCAAGAUGUGCGUUUUCAGCAGAAUGAUGUUGGAGCGCAAAACUCCUAUCGUCGUUGUGGUGGUGGCGUACCCUGCCACCGAGCUCGUCACCAGUCGAGUGAGGUUUUGUCUCAGUGCUAGUCAUGUGAAGACGGACGUAGACGAACUGCUCCGCGCGUGUGACGAGAUUGGCGAUUUGUUGGAUUUGAAGCAAGCCCCCGGGGAGAGAUGGUCUGUGGAUGACGUUAUUGAUAAUGCGCUGGCGCUUGUCAAGGGAUACUAA
Molecule: messenger RNA, 2079 nt
Organism: Cantharellus anzutake
Lineage: Eukaryota; Fungi; Basidiomycota; Agaricomycetes; Cantharellales; Hydnaceae
Product: serine palmitoyltransferase 2
Exons: 3
Coding region: 1-2079 (692 amino acids)
Biological process (GO): sphingosine biosynthetic process; ceramide biosynthetic process
Cellular component (GO): serine palmitoyltransferase complex
Molecular function (GO): serine C-palmitoyltransferase activity; pyridoxal phosphate binding
Source: RefSeq, a predicted model, not a curated record